AGAAAGUAAAACAGCAAAUAGAGGGCGAAUUAAACGAUAGACUUCGGGAAGCUGAAAGAAAAUAUCGGACGGAGACUGAUAAAAGAAGUCAGCUCGAAACGCGCCUUCAGAAAGUGGAACGCGGUCAGACAGAGCAAGACUUAAAAAUUUAACGGCUCACCAAUGACAAUGCCCAAUUACGAAGGCUGAAAUACCAUUUGGAAGUUAUGCAAGCACACGCAGGGGAGACCAACACCAAGUUACGACAUCUCGAGAAGAACCAACGUAAGAAAAAUGUACGACUCAAAACACAAAUCGAAGAACUGACGGAGACAAACGACAGCUUAAAGAAAUCGUUAAUUGAUCUUCAAAAAGAGAGUGAGAAAACAGAGGCCAGUUUAAAUCAUCAACUAAAAGAAGCAAACACAAAAUUUCAAAAGGAGACUGAUACAACAAAACAGCUAAAAAUGCGCCUUGAAGAAUAUAAUCAAUUUUGGAGAAGUCAAGAAUUGACUUAUUGCAUUACACCAGCGGAUAUUGCACAGAAAAUGAGAAGUCUUUAUGAAAAUGAAUGGACAGAUGCGAAGAAUAAUUUGAAUUGUACCAAACCCGAGGCCUUCGCAGAGGAAGAACUGUUACGAAUUUUAAAGACCGUCUACGAACAGUGUCAAGGAAUAUAUUGGAAGAUAAACUUUGAAAACGUUCAGAAGGCAAUGCCAGAGAUCCCUGCUGAAACUUUUCAGGGAGAUUCUACGUAUGGUUCCGAUUAUGGGGCGUGCCUUUCGACUGGGAUAAAGCAACAAAUUACAGUGAUAAGGAAGCACAUAGCACAGUUUGCGCUGAAAAUCAUGAGAAGUAAUUUGACUGAUCAAGUAACAUUGCCGAAUGACUCCGAUGACCUUACUGCCUACUACAACAAAUGUGUGGAAGUGUGCUGGCUGGCCGCGGUCCAGGAUCCGCCUCUGUUCAUGAACUUCAAUCCGAGAGAGGAAGGCGAUGCAUUUUUCGAAGUCAUUAAGACUGACGGAAUAUAUGCUGGGUGUUUGGUCUGGCCUGCACUUCUAGAACGCGAACAUGGCGCAGUAUUGGUGAAAGGAAAAGUCGUUGAUACGAGGUCACGUCCAUACAUGCGUGAUAUAAAACCAACUGGGAGAUCUAGAUCGCGAAGCAGUUCUCGCUCAGUUUGGGAUUAGCAAAUCAUAAAGCGUAUCAGGCAGAGUAUAUGAUGUGUUUUAUGUCUUUUUUAAGAACGAUUAAUGUGUUGGUCAAUUGAUUCCGGUCGGUAUGCUCUGUUAUGAACACAGUUCAAAAUUGGAAAUGCACGUACUUUUUCGGAUAAAUAUGUAUUUCUAUUUAACCAGUAUAUAUCAACCAGUACAU
This is a messenger RNA of Dreissena polymorpha, 1359 nucleotides long. RefSeq lists its product as uncharacterized. The transcript is spliced from 9 exons. The record is from RefSeq and is a predicted model, not a curated record. NCBI's taxonomy places the organism in Eukaryota, Metazoa, Mollusca, Bivalvia, Myida, Dreissenidae. The coding region runs from base 207 to 1172 and encodes 321 amino acids.